CUCUUUCUCUUUCUCUCUCUCUCUCUCAUUUUCUUGCUCCUUCCUUCUCUUGCUCCCUCCUCCCCCCUCCCAAUUUCUGUCAGCACUGAGCACAGUCAGAGGGAGAGCAGAGAUGGCGGUGGCCGAGACGCAGCUGUAUGCAAAGGUGGCCAACAAGCACAGGAGCAAAAGCCCCUCUGUACUCCUCGAGUCUCUCCUGGCCAAAGGAUUCCCAGCUCACAUCGCGCAAAAAGCCUUGGCUGCUACUGGUCAAAAGACAAUAGAAGAAGCUGCAAAAUGGUUGCACUCUCACUGCAACGAUCCCUCUUUGGAUGACCCAAUCCCUCAGGAGUAUGCUCUUUACUUGUGUCCCACCGGCUGCUUCUAUAACCGCCUGCAGGAGUUUUGGAAAGAGAGCAAGCGCCAGUGCGGGAAAAACAGAGCCCAUGAGAUUUUCCCUCACGUCACUCUCUGUGACUUCUUCACGUGCGAAGACCAGAAAGUGGAGUUACUGUACGACAUCUUAAAGCAAAUCGUCAACAACUUUUCACAAAAAUUUCCGCAAACUAUUUCCCUAUCACUACAUUCAUCCACCAGCUACCUUGGUUUCUUUAUCAGUGACAGCCACGCAAAUAUCCUCAAAGAGAUUGCUGUGGCCUUCUCUUCAGAGGCUUCAGCCCUGGCAGAUUGCCAUGUGAAGCCCUGCCUAAAGCAGCUCCACCUUACCUUGGCUCACAAGUUCUGUCCUCACCACCAGAAGACUUUGGAGCAACUAGCCAAAUGCAUUAACCCGGGGGAGACCUGCCAGUGGGUAGCAGCUCUCUAUUCAAGAGACAUGCGUUUUGUGCAUUACCAGACGCUGAGGGCCCUCUUCCAGUACAAGCCCCAGAACAUUGACGAGCUCAUGAUGAAUGCCGGGGACUUCAUCUACGUCGACCCAACGCAGCAGUCCGAUGUCAGCGAAGGCUGGGUCAUCGGGACCUCGCACCGUACCGGCUGCAGGGGUUUUCUUCCUGAAAACUACACAGAGAGAGCCAAUGAGUCAGACACAUGGGUUAAGCACAGGGAAUAUCCUUUUGUACCAGGUUCAAAAUUUGUCACCCAAUCUGCAAAUGAACCUAAUGUAAAGCUGAACGGAGAGGUCCAUAAUCCUGUUACAUCAAGGAGUGUAACCAAUAUUCUUUCACUUCAGCUUUCUCAGAAUGCCACUCUGCGAAGAGGUGUGCUGGUGAUGCGCCAUGGGGAAAGAGUUGAUCAGGUCUUUGGGAAAUCUUGGCUUCAACAGUGCUUAACUGCAGAUGGAAAAUACUACAGAGCAGACCUCAACUUUCCUCCCACCCUACCAAAACGGAAAGACAGCAUGAAGCAUUUUGAGCAAGAUCCUCCUUUAUCUUGCUGUGGUAUUUUCCAGUCAAGACUUAUAGGGGAAGCUCUGCUGGACCAGGAGGUGGCAGUCAGCUACAUCUACUCGUCACCUGCCCUCCGCUGCGUACAGACAGCCCAUCUCGUGCUUCAGGGGCUUAAAUUAGACCAAAAAAUCAAAAUCAGGGUGGAACCAGGACUAUUUGAAUGGACCAAGUGGGAAGCAAGCAAAGGGAUUCCCAACUUCAUGACUCUAACAGAACUGACAGAGGCCUCCUACAAAAUAGAUACAAGUUACAGAAGCAACAUACCACUCUCUUCUCUGGUGCCAUCAGAAAGUUAUGAAGACUAUGUAAGCAGAAGCUCUGCAGCUAUAAAACAGAUCGUCACUGCUUGCCCCAACAAAGGUGUCAUCCUCAUCGUGGGCCAUGGCUCCUCCUUGGCAUCUUUCACCCGACCUCUGAUAGGGCUCCCUGCCAAAGACAGCAGCGACUUUGCCCAGGUGGUCCGAAAGAUCCCUUCGCUAGGCAUGUGUUUCUGUGAAGAGCUCAAAGAGGGGAACAAAUGGCAAAUGGUUAAUCCCCCAGUAAAGACAUUAACUCAUGGAGCAAAUGCAGCAUUCAACUGGAGAAAUGGUAUCGUGGAAGAUUAGAAAGCCAGCUCUGUCCUUGCAGCCAUUAAAAAUGAGGUGAAGACGGCUUCUGGUUCAGCACAGUCCAGCAAUUCAUCCAGAAAAGUUACAGUGGAUGGAAAUUGCCCUCUCUAAGUAGUCAAAGCACAGAAAACACUUCUGAGUUUGGUGCCUAAAUUUUGCUUUUGCUUCAGUGACUGAGAAAAGGAAUCAUGGAACUGGCAUACAAGAGAGCGAUGACUCUUCUGCUGGUGAAGAAAGUACUUUUUAACCUUUUCUGAAGGUACCACGUGCAACAUUUAAUACAUACAGAACUACCUGAUUAUAAAAUCUACUGCUAAAGGCACUAAAUUUGACAUUGUUGCAUUUUCCAAGACCAAAAUACAGCUGGUAAGAAUUGCUUUUGUUAUUUGGAUAUUUUCAGACGAGCAGAGAAAUUGGGACUGAAAAAAAGCCAUCUCCUACCCAAAGAGGAGAUCAUCUCUACCUAAAGCCACUUGGUUUCCUGUUGACUCCUCCAGUUCUGCAAGAGCACAGGAGGAGGGGACAUACUAUAGUGACAAUUUAUUUACCUCUUCUACAAAGGAGGUUCAUUUUCUACCACAACAGCUCCCCUGCUCAGUGAUUCCACAGUGAUCCAUAUUGCAAAAGGGACUAAACAAUUUCCUUUGGAGAAAACUGAACUGAUUGCUUUACUGUUGCUGGGGCAAAGAAAGAUGCCCUGCAUUACUGUACUGGUGACAAAACCUUGACGUGAGCAACUCUAACUGCUGAAUGCUUCCUGAGAUGGCACUUGCAGGACAAGAGCUUUGCUUUGUGCUGUUCUGUGCCAAAUUAUAUAAAUGGUGACACAGCUGCCAAACCGGUCGUCUGACAGGUCUCUGUAGCUCUUCUCUUGGUUGUUGGUUUGCUUAAGGAAGUGUAGCCCCAAAAUUUUAUGCACAAACAGGAACAUAUCUUGCCAUAGAGUCAGGUUUCCUUUCUAAAUGAUCGUUUUGGAUAACUACCUCUGGGAAAGCACAAAUGUUUCUUUCAAAGAGAGGAGAAAAAUGGAAGUUUCACUUUCUUUCUUAGCAUGACUAAAAAAAAAAAAAAAAAAUCUCAUUAUCAUUCUUUUUCUCCCUGCACCUUCUUGACACCUCUUUGCCUGUGUGCCUUUAGCCUAAGGGCAUGCAGCAAAGCCCACCCAGCAUGCAGACAGCAGGGCAUCCAACAAGCACCUUUACUGGUGGGCAUGGAGAUCUGUCUCAGACCUGCACCUGAAAUGUUCUGUUUUGACUUCCCAGAUCUGGCGAGGGUGCUUGGACUCCUGCUUUUCUAACUGCUAAGGGUAUGACAGGGGAGUGGGGGUGGCAUGGGGCAAGGACCUGGCCCUGGGCAUGUCGCUCCCUGGAGCUUCCAGCUCCAUUUCAACUGAGGUGUCAGCUCCCAUCUUGCAGUACUCCCGUGGGGUCUUCUUCUCUGUAAAUAAUGUUGCUUUUGGUGUGAUUUGCUCUGAUUUCACCAAGUGAUUGCAAGCCAUAGGACAAAUGUCAUUGGAUGAGGUGCAAGGCCAGAGCUACCACCACAGACUGAAGCCCCAACGUGAGGGAUGGUCCCUGGGGCUCCGACUGGGGCACAUGUGGCACCAGGUGUGUGAAGGCAUUGGUGUGGGUUUCUGGGUUGAGCUUUUGUUCCAAAUACAGCCUCUGGAUGGGAACCUGGCUCUGUUUGAACAGAUGGGAGCGGCUGCAUAUUUUAUAGUUGAUGGUACUGUCAUCCCUCACCUCUGACAAAUUCCCUUUUGUCCCCAAAGAGAUAACUGAAGGACUCUGCAUCUUGUAUCCCAGGCUUAAACCUGUUUGCUUUUGGCCUUUCCAGCUGCUCUAACCUUGGGACAAUCCCUCCUCCCUGUGUAAGAAGAAAUGCAAGCAGAUCACAGGCAGUGUCUUUCUUCUCCUGUGGGACACGUGCCUGUGCAUCGUGUAAGGGGAGAGGCCUUGCACUUGGUGGCCUGGCCACCAUUGCUGGUCAGAGCCAAGAAAGAGCCUGGGUGAGGAUAGGGACAGGCAGGAGUGACAGCGGAGCUCUCAGUUCACAUGGCAAGGGAGAAGCCUUGCUGCUGAAAUGACACCUGGUGAGAGCAGGGCGUGAUGGCACACUGCCCACCCAGGGACAGAGCCAGGAGCAGCAGAUCGGAGAGGUGAGUGAGGGCUGCAACCUGCUUGGGCAUGAUGUGCCUGCCUGCUGGGUACAAAGUGGCAUGAGAAACAUUCCCUUUCUUCUUAGAAAUAAGCUUUUUUUUUUCUUCUUUUUUUUUCUUUUCAUAAUACCUCAGACAUUAAUCCUCAACUGAGCUGCAGAUACCAUUCUGGUUAAGAAUCUGUCUUCCUUUAAAACGAUAAAACACAAAACACCUCUCCCUUCAUCCAAGAGCAUCAGAUGCAUUUCCAGUGUGGUUCCAUUGUGAUCAGUGACCUGCAAAACCAGUGUCUUCUUGUUGCUUUGAACAGCUCUCCUACUCUGCUGCCACUGUGUACAGCAUAACAAGGAAACACAUCACUUUGUGUUUUCACUCCUAUCCACCUGCAGAAAUAUCAUUCCUAAAAGCUAGUUUGUCGCACCUUAGUCCUCUUGAUGUUAAGCUCCUAUCCAAAAUAAGUGUGUGCAGGCUGCUUGACAGGACCUUUCUUACAGGUGAGGAUGAGGAGGAAGGAUUCAACCACCUUACCCAAUCUUGGCAUGCUAUCAAAGGGCCCCCAGAGCACCACCACUACCCUUGCAAACUAAACACGCUUGCUGGGAAGAUUGCUAAGACACUUGAACCAAAAUCCCACAAUGUUUUUGUUAUUUUUUUUCCCACUAGACAUGCACUCCAAUGAAUUUAACUCCAGUGAAUGCAGUGAAUUAAACCUCAGCGUAUGUUGGAAAGAGGGUUUGGGUACUUAAAUAUUUCUCUUGUGGUGGUUUCUAAUGCACACGCUGCAAUGCUGAGCAGGUGAGGAGAAAUACUUUGUCACAAAAUACUCUUUAACUUGUGAAAACUUCUCAGUUUCUACCAUCCAAAUUAACUGAACAGAAAUAGCAAGCAAUUAAAACUGUAUCUCAGUAGGAUCAGAGCUGAAAUUAUAUCUUUAACAUAUGAGGAUUCUUAGUUGCAAAAAUUUAGCAGGGAGAGAGAAUUCCUGAUGGGAUGUGUACAUAAUAUGAAUUAAAUUGCUGAACACGGGUAAAAUGAAGAAAAUGACGUUGGAAGCUUUGAAGUUAUUUUUGAAGUAAGCAAAAGAAAUGGGAAAUUCCUUUUCAUUUUUUUUGACAUGUAUGCAGCUUCAAAAUUAGAUAUUAUUUUACUCCAGUGUAAUUUUCUUUACUUGGUGCUAUUUCAUUACAAAGUUAUGUACUUUAAUAGAUACUUUUAGUACUACCUAGAGAAUUCGAACGUUUCACUUAUGUCUUAAAAACUGAAAAUGUAAAUUCUUUUGAUAAAGACCUAUAGUGAAGUUAAUCUAUGGUGACACCUUGUGGGAAAACAAAACCUCAAACUUACUUGCCUAAUAGGAUCUUCAGGUGUGAUUGAAGGAUGUGGGGGACACAUUUUCUGAUUUUUAGCACUCAGUUUAACACUCCUCCCAUACUCCUUGAUGGGACAAUAACACAGAAAUUUUUCAUUUAGUAAGUUUGUGCCUACUUUUAAGCAGAACAACAUGAAGAGACACUCGAGUCCAGUUCUUCUGGAAAGCAAGAGAAAAAACAAAUCUGUGGCUGUUUUGCUCCUGAUUUUUCCAAAGCCUUGUGCCAGCAUUUUUAAUAGUACAAGGCAAAUGUGUAAAUCUGCUGGCUCAGAACAGUAGUUAUUGCUUGAUGGGGUCUUGAUCUAUAGCACUUUCUUUAAUGGAUGAUUACAAAUUAAAAUGUUCACGCCUCUUGGAAUAUGAGAACAGCAUGAAAUAUUUGAACAAGCAGAAGAUUGUACUGUGGUGCAUUGGAAGGAGUUAGUGAAUCAUUGCAUUUUACAGUCCAGCUUUUUGGGGAGAUCUGAUACUUCUCAUGAAGGAUUCAGAGAGCACUCUGGGCCUUUUGAUUUUAACACCAUGUUUAGGACCAUUCAGCAAUUUCCUUGUCUAUAAUCACAAUGCCAAAACAAUUUCUCUGUGAAGACUGAGAAACUUUGUGAUUAGUCUUGGAUUCACAGCUUUUGCUGUUUCCCCCACUUCUUGCACCUUACCCUCCCAGUGGGUCUUGCAGCCUCCUCCUCUGCCUAAGCCCAGGUUCCCAUGGAGUCUAUUUGGAAAGCAAAUUCCCAGCAGCCUGCUAUGUUCAAAAGUGGCUUCAGCUUCUUGUGGCAGCAGAAAUUUUCUAUUUCCCUCUUCUCUUCCAUUUCUGCAAUUGGGACACUACAGACUAGUAACCCAUCUGCAAGGCCAUGUCUGCUGAAACAGAUGUUAUCACACCUUUUUGUGAUCCUGCCAAUCUGUUUUCAAUAUUCUGACUCUUUUUACUUAAUCGUCUGUAUUGACCAAAGGGGGAUCAACCAUCAAUAUCACUGUCUGCAUUCAACGGAGGUUGGCUGGUCUGCUUUUUAACAUUAACUCUCAAAUCUGUGUCCCCAGCUAAGCAGGAGCAGAACAGUGCAGAUGACAAAUUGAAAAGACACUUAAAAGCUAUGAAUAGAUCAUAACACCCUGGUUCUUAGGAAUCUCUUGUAAUGUGAAGUCAGUAGUGCUGUGCAGACAUGGCCUCUGCCUACUCCUUCAAAGAAAGACUGUGCAAAACCUCCAGAUGGCAUCUUUCUGAGCUUCCUUUUCUUUCCUUUUGGUGGGGAAACUUAGGGCACAGCAUCUCCUAACUCUAAGGACACAGAGAAUUAAAACAAGACCAUGAUGCUAAAAACAUUCAACCUGAUCCACCUGAAGGUGCCUCCUUAAUGGAACUACUUGUAUAAUUAAGUGUUUGGAAAACAGAGGCUUAAAUCUGUAGCACUUUGGUGUUCGGAUACCAUUGGAGGGGAAAAGCAAAUAGAGAUGCUACCAACAUACGUAUGUUUUCUAACUCACAGCAGCGAUUUCUGCUGCAAAUCUGUUUAUGCAAAUUCACUAAUUCAGUUUUGACGGAACACAUUUAAAAUACAAGGACCUUAUUUCUGUCUUUUAAAGCUCAUUUGAACCUAAAUUUGUUUGAUGCUAAGACAUCAUUUCCCAGCUGUUUUGUCAGGUUUCUCUUGCCACUGGUGGGCUUGAAAGCCGAAUAAAGAAUAUGCAGAAUGGAAACUACAUGCAAUAUAAACUAUUAUCAAGUACCAGCUUGUUCGUAAUAAGCUUGCCCAAGCAUCAGUCUUUACAAAAAAAAAAAAAAAUAGCAAGCUGGAUGUACUUAAGAAAUGGGGUCCCACAGAACUUGUGUCAGAAGUUAAUUUACUCUGCGCUGUGGUGUUCAGCUGAACAUCAUCUGAUACGCCACCGUACUUGAGGAUGGUGCAGAAACUGUUCAGCGUAUGAGAGUGGCUGUUAUUUUAGAAACCUCUAAAGAGUCAUUUGUGGAAAUACCUCUGCCAGUGAAAAUCUCUGUGAUUGUGUGGGUUGGCAAAUGAAUCACAAGCAAUUGCUCUCCUUCAUGAAUGGAGCCACACUGUGUAUGCCGGAUGGAAGAAUAAGGAAUGAGCCUGCAAAUCUCUUUUACAGCUUUGCUUCCCAUUUUAUAUACACAAUAAAAUUUUAGACUCUGCAGUCAUCUGUGCUGAAAUGCAAAACACCUCCUUCCUUGCUGUAGUUUCACUCUUCACUUGCCCACAUGGCUCAGCAGUGAUUCGUGCAGAGAUCUUUAUAUCCACGCCACACAUGGUGAGGCAUUCUCAGCUUAGAAUAACACUGAUAUUUUUGACCUUAGUUGAUAAUGGUAUUAAUUAUCUCAGGCACAGCAGUGUGCUAAUGUGGCUACAACUUUGUGACCCUUAGCUAUUACCUGCAAAGCACUGGGCUGUGCUUGGCGAAUAUAAGAGCACGGCAAUAUGUGCAAUGCAUUCCUUUACAAAGACUAGCCAUGCACUGCUCCAUCUCUUAGGGAAACAUGUUACAGAUAAACUCUUUGCUGAGCCUACUGUCUGAACAAGGCAAGUUUUCAAAGACCCUUUCAAGAGUACGUGGCCUUUUGGGAUGUAUAUGUAUGGAAGCUGUUGCAGCCUUUCAAUACUUAAAAGGGGGCUUAUAAGAAAGAUCCCUAACAUGUGAUUUCUGACAUUAUUUCUCAUUUGGUAAAAGUCUCCAGGCUGAACAUGUUUGAAAAGUACACAGCCAGUCAAUAAAUAAAUAAAUAAAUAAAUAAAUAAAUAAAUUUGCGUUCAAAAUGGAAGGGGAAAACAAAGACUUCCUAGAAAAGAGGAAAGAUGUGCACUUGUGUUCCACUGUAUGUGAAGGCUUUUUAAGAGAGAAAAGACCUAUAUAUUGCAAGUUUUUCCUCCUGCAGCCUCACAAAUAUAAAGAAAGCAAGGAUUCAUAAAAUUAGGCAAAAGGGAUGUUUCCUACAACUUGCAUGCAUAGAUCAUAGCGCUCUGGAAAAUGGCUUAAAUUCCCUUAGGAUGAUGUGGAUGAAAGAGGAAAAAUGCAACAGCUCAAACAGGUCUUUUUUCCCUUAUCAUCUGUAAAUGUAAAAUAGACAUCUCUCUGAGGGUUUUUAAAACAUUUGCACUUUCAGGUGGAAGUAGAUAUGCAUGGAUUUAUCAAGAACUUGAGACCCCCAGGUGCUUUCUUUAGCUGCAAUGAACUAUCUUGACCAGCUUCCUUGCUCACUGUGGAAAGAGUCCCAUCUCUGGGGAAGAUGUAGCUCUGCAAGACAAAUAUGACAGGGUUUUCUGAUGGUUUUUCUAAGAUAUGUGGAGCACAGAUAUUCUAAGCACCAUCUUUUCAUAAACAGCUUUGGAUUUGGGAGAGCACUUUUAACCUAAAACUCACAUUGGCUUACAUGCCAUUGAUUUAAAGGCAAAAUUUGGGCAUCUAAACCAACAUUAGAUGCGUAGGUUAAAAUGGCGUAAUAUUUUCAAAGAACCCUUGUGCCACCUUUGGAGAAAAUUGUUCAGACACUAGAAUGGUAAUCUAGGGACAAAAAGCUGAAUGGAAAACUUCAAAACCUUAAGUUCAAUGUAAUAUCCUAGCAUUCAGCCUUUUUUUUUUUUUUUUUUUUUAAUUCAGGAAGAGGUUUCAAAUAUGACUAUUCUGAUGCUAUUUAAAAGUCUUCAUUACUGAAAAGUGAAGAGACAGAUGGAUGAGAGGGGCUUGCACACCUCAGUGCAACAGCUUUUGGUGGGGGUUCCUCUCUAUCCAAGAUAGUGAUGAAAGAACUGCUAUUCACUAAUUUACAAAUUAUCCUCUGUAAGUUACAGUGAAAUGAAUUGUCUCCUCCUACAAAAGCACCGGUGGUUUCCAAAAGGAGCAAACCAUGUUCUCUGGAGCACUUCCUAACACAGAGGCUUCCAAAUGUUCUUAACUGUCCUCAAUUGUAUUCCAGAAAGGAUGUACUUUUUGCUGCUAUGCCACUGGAGGUCACUCGUGUACUAACAAACAGUACAGUACUGGAUACUGUAGAGAAAAAGGUAAUUUCAUAAAUCAAACAAGAAUCAACUCAUCUUGAAGAUUACCUUAAAAUGAAAGUAAAUCAGAAGAAAUUAAAGGAAUAGACAUUGUCCAUUAGGACAACGGAAUAAUACGUUGUGAGGAUAUUUCCCAAAUUUACAGUAGAAUAUGGUGAAUAAACAGCUAGUAAACUAAUGAUUUGUAGUUUUCUUAUAAAAAGACCAACAACAUUACCAAGCCAAGUUUGCUUUGAUCAUGCUACUGGAAUAAUGGAAAUGCAUCAUUUCUUUUUGCCAAAGCACAUAUCUUUGCUCACUGAAGUCCACUGGUGUGACUAGGAAAAAUAAAAAUAAAAAAAGGCAUGUAAGAUACAAAGGAAAAGAUUGCCUGGGAAAUUUCUCACUAUGACAUGUCUGAUAGGAGAAAAAAUGUGGGAAGAAGUAAUAAACUAUUUUUUUCAUAUAAUUCUUCUCCUUAUCUCCACUUUCUAUUAAUCCAUUUUAAUCACUAACUUAAACUUCUGGGUAUAUCUUUGCUGAAGUGAGUUGUAGAGAAAAUGUUUUCCUCUUUUCCCCUAAACUUUUGGAAUAGAUUUUAU
Cygnus olor (mute swan) is the source of this 10111-nucleotide messenger RNA. RefSeq names its product ubiquitin associated and SH3 domain containing A (gene UBASH3A). Gene Ontology annotation, biological process: negative regulation of T cell receptor signaling pathway. The transcript is spliced from 14 exons. Gene Ontology annotation, cellular component: cytoplasm. The record is from RefSeq and is a predicted model, not a curated record. The coding region runs from base 113 to 1993 and encodes 626 amino acids. Lineage: Eukaryota; Metazoa; Chordata; Aves; Anseriformes; Anatidae. Gene Ontology annotation, molecular function: protein binding.